UGCUUCAGAAUCGGAUAUCGACUCCAUCGCUCACAGAGACCUCGACGCCAUGAGCGACGGACAGAUCCUGCGCACGGGCGUGCUGUUCAAGAAGGGCUCCGGUACGGGCCCGUUUGGUCGCAAGAACUGGAAGCCGCGCUACUUCGUGCUGACACCAUCGCGUCUGCAGUAUUUCACGUUCGAGGACGGUGAGCUCAAGGGCGAGCUGAGUCUGCAGGGCUGUGACGAGGGUGUGCUAGAGGUUAUGCCUGCCGACAGCAUGAAAACCGGCAGCUCGGCCUCUACGAUUUGGCGUAUUGCCAUCAACGCACCCGAACGCCGCCUGCUUGUGGCCGCAGGGACGGAGAUGGAGAUGAAUGACUGGGUGGACAAGCUUGUCAUGGCCUUCCGCAUCAACUCGGGCCAGCCGCCUAUGCAGCGUGCGUCUAUGCCAGCGCCUUCCUCCAACAGCAGCGUGGCUGGAAGCAAUGUCAAUAGCAACCCGAACAUCCGGGACUUUCAGAACUUCUCGGUGCCCCGACGCGGAGUCAACCAGCGCCACAGCACGGGCGCGGAAAUGCGAGCGACGGUGGAAGAAAAGGAACUGCUCGCUGCACAAGCGGAAAGUAUGAAAAUGCAGCAGCUGGAAGAGCAACGUGAGGCCGAACAGGACGCCGAGAUGCGCAGACAAUUGGCAGCUCAGCAGCAACUAGAGCAAGACGAGGCGGCUCAGGCUGCUGCCCUGGCGGCUGUGGAAAAGUUGCAACUUCAGGAAGAGCACGAGAAACAGGCACAAAAGGAGCGCGAGUCGCAGAUGCAACAGGAGAUCGAGAUGCGGCAGGCAAUGGAGUUGCAGCGUGCGCGUGAGGCGGAGGAAGCUGCGCGUAUUCAACACGAAGAGGAGCAAGAAAUAAUUCGCAACAAACAAUUGGCAGAUGAAUUGGCAAUGCAAGAGAAGCUCAAACCCCAGCAAGGCGAGGAUUUGCUUGAACUACAGCGCCGUCAGAAGCGUGAGGAACAUGCACGUCAGCGUGCAGAGCGUGAGAAGGCGGUCAAACUGCAGAUGCAGCAGGAGCAGGAGCAGGAGCAGGAAGACCUCGCAUUUCGUAUGACGCAACAGAUGAACUCGCACUUUAGCGUGGACGACGACUCGGACGACAGCGACCACGAGCCGGAAAGUUCGCCAAUGGCUCCGGUGGACAGUGGCGCGUCGAAUGGGGAGCGUUUGUCAGCGGGUCAGGCUCCAGCUACUGCGCCGCGCUCGUCCCUUGUUGGUGACGUGAAGCGAGAGAUGAUCCAGAAGCAGCAGCAAGAACACCAACGACGACGUGAAGCUGCUCUCAAGCAGGAGCAACAGACGCGGGUAGUGAAUGUUCGUGAGGCUCCUCGUGAGGUGGAAGUGGCGCCACGCGAGAUUGAAGUAGUGCGACGGGCGCCUGUCAAGAAGCCGGCAGCGCCGCCUGCCGGCCCUAUGGAAAGCUUCGAGUUUUAAGGAGCUACACUUACGACACGUACGCACACGUCUCGCAUCUUAAGGUAAUUGGAGGAGGAAUGCAACUAGGGUAUGUUUGAAUUGGAGACUCGUUAGGUAUGAACUGC
Molecule: messenger RNA, 1578 nt
Organism: Phytophthora infestans T30-4
Lineage: Eukaryota; Oomycota; Peronosporomycetes; Peronosporales; Peronosporaceae
Exons: 1
Coding region: 50-1471 (473 amino acids)
Source: RefSeq, a predicted model, not a curated record